Messenger RNA from Nematolebias whitei (Rio pearlfish), 1785 nucleotides. RefSeq names its product immunoglobulin superfamily DCC subclass member 3. Gene Ontology annotation, molecular function: protein binding. Bases 1 to 1590 code for a protein of 529 amino acids. Gene Ontology annotation, cellular component: axon; plasma membrane. The transcript is spliced from 9 exons. NCBI's taxonomy places the organism in Eukaryota, Metazoa, Chordata, Actinopteri, Cyprinodontiformes, Rivulidae. The record is from RefSeq and is a predicted model, not a curated record. Gene Ontology annotation, biological process: axon guidance; cell-cell adhesion.
AUGAAGUGCUUCGAGUGGCUGGUCAUGACCCACAUGAAGGACUCCAUCGACGUCACUGUGGACCCACAUCAGUACGCCUACAGAAGGAACCGCUCCACUGCUGAUGCCAUCACAUCGACCCUGGUGCAGAAGCUCUUCUUUCUUGGACUGAGUCCCACACUGGGGAACUGGAUUGUGGAAUUCCUGACGAACAGACCUCAGACUGUCAGGAUCCACAUCAUCAUCUCCUCCUCCAUCAUCCUCAGCAGUGGCUCGCCCCAGGGCUGUGUGCUGAGCACCCUCCUGUUCACUCUGCUGACAUAUGACUGCUUGGCUAGACACCCCAGCUGCAAUAUAGUGACAUUUGUGGACGACACAGCAGUCGUGGGACGCAUCAUGAACAGCGAUGAGUCCAAAUACAGAUAUAAUGUCACUCUGACCAUCCACAGCAUCAGCCAGGAGGACGAGGCCAUCUACCAGUGCAUUGCUGAGAACAGAGCCGGCUCCACACAGGCCAGCGCCCGCCUCACCGUGCUCUGGUCUGACGGACUGCCCGGUGUCCCCACCCACGUGCAGGCCGAGGCCCUCUCCCCCACCACCAUCCAGGUGUCCUGGAGGGAGCCCCAACAGAACACUCAGGACAUCAUCGGUUAUGUUCUCCACAUCCGCAGAACGUCAGACCCAUUGGACAUGGAGUACGAGGAGGCGGUCAGUAAGGUCACGUUGCAGCAGGUCAUCCGUGACUUGGAGCCCUCCACCAGUUACACUUUCUACGUCAAAGCCUACACUUCCCACGGAGCCAGCAAACCGUCGGACAGCAUCACUGAAAGCACUCACGGCGAGGUGCCUGCUGCUCCCUCCCUCUUCACAAAGGUGAUGAACAGCAGCGUUGUGCAGGUGAUGUGGGAAUCCUCCACUAAGAUGGGUCAACAUCAAGGCUUCAAACUUUACUACAGAAGAGCUCAGGCGCCUCUGUUCUCCGGUCCGUUCACCUUUGCUCCAAACAUCACGCAGUGGACCAUCACUCUGCUGGACUCUUCAGUGGUUUAUGAGAUCAAACUGCUUGCAUACAACCAACAUGGAGACGGAAAUGCCACGACUAGAUUCGUUUCACUUCAGGAGGCGUUGGAAAAAUCUGUGCUGGACGGCUCGUGUGAUUGUGUAAAAGAUGAGCAGAGCAAAACCUCCACUACAGGCAUCAUAAUUGGAAUUCACAUUGGAGUGACCUGCAUCAUCUUCUGUGUGCUCUUCCUUGUCUUCAGCUAUCGCGGCAGGUUAAUGAUGUGUAAGACAGUUCAGGCCACCCCCCAGGCAGCGCACAGUGCAGCGCUGGAAUCGUCUUCCUCUUCUCAGGGGUCCUCCGGGCUCAACGGGACUGCCAGGAGAGAAAUAGAGGUCAAUGGCAGCGCCGCAGGGAAGAAAGUGGUCGACAGCAAUGAGCUCGAGAGACUUUUUACUCAACGCAACACGCAAAACACAUCCACGUCUGACUCCUACAUACUGAACGACACGCAGCUGUCGACGAUACCGCUGGACGAGUUUUCAGACGAGAGGGAAACGCCGUUUCAGGAGCCUCCUUCAGCAAGAGCGGCUCAGCAAGACCAAGGCUAAUCAUGUAUGAAGGCCCAUUCAUGGGACACUUUCUAGUGUCCACUUAGACUUUGCUCUCACUCAGGUUGACAAGUGUUUCUUUUCAAAGUAGUAUUUCCUUUUGUGCAAAGAUUUUUAUGGGUAAGUUAAGAGGUUCUGGAGGAUCCAGGGAAGGUGUACGGGAGUGUUUUUGGCUGAGCUAGUUCUAGCUAGAUG